This is a messenger RNA of Porites lobata, 31942 nucleotides long. NCBI's taxonomy places the organism in Eukaryota, Metazoa, Cnidaria, Anthozoa, Scleractinia, Poritidae. The record is from the annotation of a GenBank genome assembly.
UUUCGCGAGAUUGCCAAAGAGGCGUUGGUGUACUCGGUGUGGUUUGACGAUCGAAAAUCGCAGCAUUUUAUACGAAUUUUGUUGCUGUCCUUGAAAAAAACAGUUCCGUCGCUAACUUGCCUAUUUAAAAGUGCAUCAAAACAGGAAACUUUUGCCGUCGAAGCCUCGUUCUAUGAGCACAACGAAAGUUACCAACGGCGCUUUGCAUACUUUAUAGCUUCUUGCGUUCUUCCAAAAAGUCUAGACAAUAUUCCAUGCUUUGUGAACAUUUCUGCAACAUUAGCGGAACGUAGCGAGAGUAAUGCGAUGGUCUUUCCAGUUCGUUCUAUCGGUGAUGAGAAAGGCAGAAUUCAAAAGAAAUAUGGCAUUUGUAUCCCUCCUGUUCACGGUGAAAUCUCGGUUGGAAAAAUUAUUGAGUUUUUAGAACUCACGCAAAUUUUGGGCGCUUCACAUUUUACAUUUUAUGAUUUAUCAAUGUCUGAGAGUGUGCGAAACGUCUUGAAUCAUUAUCAAGAUCUAGGUUUAGUGAGUGUCUUCCCAUGGAAUUUACCCUCGUACAUUGGAAAAAACGAUUUGCACUAUUUUGGUCAACCAUUAGCCAUCUGGGAGUGUUUGUUUCGCUCUAUGCGACAUUUCGACUUUGUUGCGUUUCAUGACUUGGAUGAAUUCAUUGUACCCCUUCGCCAUGAGAACAUAACUGCAAUGUUAGAGUACAUUCAUAAGGAAAACCAUUGUGGACACUGCUUUGAAAGCGUUCUUCUGGAUCCUUCAACGGACCAAAAUGGAUCACAUUUAAUAACACAACGCGUUUUCCACCGAACAAGUCAAGUGACUCCAUUUUACACCAAGUGUAUCGUAGAUCCGCGGAGAAUAUUCGAGCAAGGAAUACAUCACAUUAGCAAACCCAUCGAAGAGUUCUAUGAGGCCGAUAAAGUUAAUUGGGAAGUGGCGCGUGUCUUUCAUUACAGAAAAUGCCACGAUUCACGUGCUGCGCAUCAGCCUAGAUGCUCAUCUUUUAUAGUGGACAAAACUAUGCAGAGAUUUGGAGAGAAACUGAAGUACAAUUUUGAACUGAAAAUGAAUAUUAUACCUUUUCAUUUAUAAAAGGCAAAAAUCUGUUUAUAGUGGAAGCAAGUAAAUUUAGGCCGCCGUGCACCUGACCGUGGUCGGAAAAUAUUCACUCUGACCCAAUCGCUCCCUGGAACAAACAGCUUUCUUAACCCGCGCUCGAGGGAAGGUUUCACUUUUUUCUACGAGCAGAGAAAUGUAACAUUUCAUCAGCCGAUAAGCAAGAAUUGUAAAUACGUAUACAUUUCUUUCGCGUGUUACCAAACGAAAUUAACAGUUGUCACGCGAUCUCGUCAACUAGGGUCAUACUCGAUAUUUCACACUGUUAUGCUAAUUUUUUUAUGCUCAGCAAUUUUCACUAUUUAUAUGCUCAAUAUAGCCCCGCACCAUCACUAAGAUUCUGUAAAUAGCCUGAGGGAACAGCCGACAUUCGGCGACGCUACCCCUGCCUCUGGUUUCCCUGGAAACCAGUGGAAGCUUCUCGAAAUGUCGGCUGUUAGUCUCAGGCUAUUCUCUAAAAUGCUACCUCAUAAUUUACAUGAUAGGAAAUCAAGAAAAAUCGGCUCCUCGUAAACCAGAGUAGACAGGUUAACCUAGGUGGCAACAGUGUAGAAUAAACUGCUCUUCUUUUUUAAAAUUAUUAAUUAAAAUUUUAGAUAUCGUAUAUUGUAGUGUUAGCAACGCCACGUUACCUUCUCAAAGGCAGUCAUGUGUUUUGCUAAUUUGUAACCAGGCCUGGUUUUUAAAGGGCAAGCAUCCGGUGGUUAUGAAGUUUUUAUAGAGAUAAAAAAAAAAAAAUAAUAUUGUGAAAAGUUUGAACCCGGGAGUCAUUUCAAUAGGUUGAGUUUGAUCAGCUGGGUGAACGUAGUCACGUCAGUUGACGUGACACAACUCACUUUGACUCUGAAGAUGACUACCGCACAGGUUGUCGAAACGUCAGUCACUGUCAACAACAACAGUCCUAUUCAGGACUACGUUCACCCGGACGAUCAAACUCAACCUAUUGAAAUAAUAAUAUUAAUAACAAUAAUAAUUAUUAUUAUUAUUAACUCAAUGCAGGGCUGGCCCUAUGGCAAAGGGCUGAUUUAUUAUAGGCCAAUAUUUUGGCUAACAAAAUUAGCCUUCCUGAGGGCCAGAACUAUACCGAGAGAAAAUAUCUUUUAAUAGCCUCCCACGCAGAUGUUCUUAAGGGUCUGCGUGGGAGGCUAAUCUUUUAGCGGCUCCAAUAAUAAUAAUAAUUAUUAUUAAUCAUUGUAAAUUAUUACAGAAAGACAGAGUCGAAAAUUCCAGCAUAAAGCUCGAUUCUUUGCAUCACUAUUAUGCUCAAAAUUCAAUAUGACGGGGAAAUGUGAACAACUCGAAUGAUAUAACACGCCACAUGAUGAUCAAUUGACAGCAUCACGUGCAAAUUUAGUUUUGGGGAAAUGAACGCGCCAGUCUAAAACUUGGAAAUUAUAGCAAACUUCUCAGCGCAAAAAGAGUUACUUAAUCCUGUCGUAUAAUAAUCCUGUGAUAUAAUAAUAAUCGUCGAUUCAGUGUACAGGAUAGGAACAAAAAUUUUACACACAAGCUUUCGAUUCCAUUGAUGGAUUUGGACGUUUUGUCACGGGAUUUAUACUGUGAAUCACGUGACAAGCGUUAUUGAUGAAGAUUCCGCGAUGGAAUCGAAAGCUUGUUUGUAACAAGUUUUUUCCUAUCCUUUAAAUUGAAUCAUCGUUAUUAUAUAGGAUGUUCUCGCCUAUUUGUAUUAGAUUGGACGUAUGUGAAGUUGGAGGUUUGAAACGCACUUGCCUUUAGAAUUUGAGUAGAGUUCCUAUGGUGUUAUCAGGGGCAACCAACAACGGCGCUGUAAAAUUUGUAUCUGUUCGGUCCUCCUAGGGGAACUUGAGUCUUUUCGAAAUUACAAGGGCUUCAGUAUUAUUUUCCAGAAAAUUUUGUAUGAAAUUUGACGUAUCACGAAAGUGAGACAUUUCCUAAUUCCUCUCUCAAUCACAUUUUUGAAUCCGAAAAUUUUAGGUUUCCUUUUUUUCUACGAAAAAAGCCUAACGUGGAAAGUAAAAUGCGAAAAUUACACUUCAGAAAGUCGUAGGGAAUUUAUUAGAUAGGCUUCGAAAACUGUACAUGAAUGGAACGGUCCGUCAAGAAAUUUUUAGCUGUCCGAAAAAGAGACCGUCCUCAAAGAAUAGAAAAUUCUACUCAAUGUUUGCUUCUCUGAAUUAGAACAGAUAUUUGAAAGAAAAAAGUCGUUGGGUGCCCGUGAUGUUAUAUUAACCAUUCAAAUGAAAGCAUUUUAGCAGAGCUUAAAGUAAGUAUUGUUAUUCAAAGAUAAAUUUGAAUUUUUUUUUGAGAACUUUUCCUUUAUGAUAAGCCAUUAUUUGGACUAAAAGAGUUAGGCCAGUUCAUUUCUUUUGUACAAGCUGACUGUUAAGUUUCCAUUUUUUUUGUUUUAAACUUAGUUCGAUUCGGCAUAAAGAAUUCUUCUAACUUUCACAAAAAUGCCGGGGGGGUAUUUGUCUUCUUAGUUUCCGCAUAGUUGCCGAGACAGUGACCAAUCUUUGGCCAAAUUUAUCACGCACUUUGUUAGUUAGAUGGUAUGGGAGAGCAUUUUCAGUUGAUUUCAAGUUGUUUUAGGGUAUAUUUCAGUUUUUACGAAAGAGAGAAAAUCCAAAAAAGAAAAGGCAUUGUGUCUAACGGUAUAACGUGGUAUAACGUUCGAUGUAAGGGAGCGGUCAUUAACUAUUGGGGGGGGAGGGCUGGUAAAUUUUGGGGGAGGGCUGUGUUUUUUUGGGCGCCCAUUUGGGGUGGGCCAUAAUUUUAUGGGCCCACGUUUUAUAGGGGAGGGUUACAAUUUCUGGGCGCCUUUUAUUAAAACUUUGGGCGAUGUGCACAGAUGGGUUUUGUGCUAUUGACUUUAGCAUGGCAAGAGAAUCUUCAUAGAAUCGUAUACUCAAAGCUUAAUUGCACAGUGAAAAAGCUCACACCCAGAACAAUUUUAUAAACAUCACUUGAUUUAUUGUUAUUUUAAAAAAUCAACAAAUUCUGGUAUGCUAUAAAACUCAACCAGUCUUAAACAGUAACGGUAUCAAACAUAUUGCCAAUGUCCAGUGAAGAUGUAUAAACGACUACUCAAUGGGCUCAUAGUAAGGAGUGCAUUCCAUUGUGUUCCAGUAGGGGCCAAUGUCUUCUGCACUGCUGCUGUCGUAUGCUUCCACUGCAGUAAAGACACUUCCCGAAUCCUCCUCCUGACAUUGUUCAGUUACAUCACUAUCAUCGGCCCCGUCAUCGCUAUUUCUUUCACUGUCUUUGCUGUCAUUGAUGCUACUUAGGUUGUCUUGGUCGCUACUUUCAUCGCCGUCACUUGCAUUAGAGCUACUCUCACUUUCAGAAAACCCUAACAUUGUUCUAAGCUCUGAUUUCGCGCUGUCAUUCAAAAGUUCGCACUGAUCAAACAUCAAAGCUACCGCCCAUUUCUGCUCUCUUUUUCCAAGUUCUUUUACGAUGUCUCCGCACAAAUCCUCCUUCUCACAAAUCUUACCCUCCGACCAAUCAGGCGCAAUCUUCUUGAGGACCUCAGUCGUCCUGGCCACAUGCCUCGCCUUUUUCCGCUUCACACUCUUUUGGGUAUUUUGUUUCCUUUUUCUUGAUUUUCUUUUCAUUGCAGAAAAGGGGUGCUUAAAUGCUGCUUUGCAGGUUUCUUGGAGCUGACUUAGACUAGUUAUUAAAGUGUGUAAUUCAUUUCUAAAACCCUGCAAUUCGGUUAGCUUUUGCUCAUCAAAGUCAUGUGCAGUUUUAUGUCCUGUUAAAACUCUACCUGAUGAAUGGAUUGUUCUUUCUAAGUGUUCCUUUAGGUUUUUUUGUAAAGUUUCGAUUGAAGUUUCGACCCUCUUUAUGUGUAACAUGUUCUGCGUUAUGGUCGUUGAAUCAUGCGGCUUGAGAAUGUGGUUUUCUCUUAGAAGAAAUCCAGCCUUAGAAGGAUCCUUUACAGAUUUCAGUUGCAGGUAGCGAAAAUCUCGAUGACAGCGAUUGUGACGAUGAUGUUGAUGAUGACAUUGAUGAUGGCAAUGAUGAUUGUGUCUUGGACGAAAUCGGAGAGGAUGAUAGCGAUGAUGACAUCAGUGAGGAUUCUGAUGAGGACCAGGAGGAAGACGAAUCGGUCCAGCAGGAAAAUAACUUUGAAAAUCUUUUGCACACCACACGAUAUGGCCGAACUUGCAGGACCUGGAGGGGUCGAGCAAGAGCUGCGGACUUCUCUUGAAUAGAGACAGCUCUCGCUGAUCCGUUAUUAAAUACGCACAAUUUGUUCACUCUUGAAAUUGACUACAAAACAGGAAUUCAAUGAGUAACAACGGGGCUGUUUAAUGUACGGGUUCCCUUUACUUGGUGAACCAUUGGGUUUUGUAAAUAGUGUAUUAAAAUAGUAACACUUUUUUCUUAUUCCAGUGAAAUAAUUGUCUCAAAAUAACGUUCGUAAAAAAAUCAAAAGUUUUUCACAGGGGAGGGUUACAAUUUUUUGGGCUCACAUUUUAAAGGGGGCCAAGAUUUUUGGGCUGUUAACCUGAGAGGGGCUAACAUUUUUGGGCUCUAACCUUUGAAAUAAUACCGACCCUCCCCCCCCAAUAGUUAAUGACCGCUCCCUAAGAGUUUUAUUUUCUACCGGAGGUCAUCAAACGUUUGUUUAUUUCAUUAUCCAGGUUUCUAUGAAUAAUUAUCCUCGGUUUCUAUGAAUAAUUAUCUUAGGUUUCUAUGAAUAAACUCAAAUUGGAUAUCACCACACACAUUUCCUCUUUCGUCAUGCCUUCCUGACCACAUGAUCAUCCACGGACUAUUUAUUCAGUUGACGCCCCUUAUAAAUAUCCAUUAUAAUUAUCGAGGUGCUACUGAGAGAAACAGGUGCUCUGAAACAAAUCAAACAAGUCAUUCCUUCGCGAGAGUACAGGUAGGUUAUAUUAAUCGGCUUCAAAUGAUCUGCUUCUCUCCAUUUAGACUGCUUAUUCUGCUUACUGAGUGUUUUUUUUCCUCCCUUGUAACAAAGAAUAUUGAUAAAUGCUUUGCUGCGUUGCACCUUCCAAGUUUCCUGCGUUUAAAUUAUGACUUUAGUAUUGCCAUAUUUUUCUUCCGUGGGCGCACUCCGUUGGCUCAGAAGCUAGCAGAAAGCAUUAUAUUAGUUGCCUACAAAGUUACCUGCAAAAUCAGCUACCUCAGUAUUACAUGAAAUUUUGGCGACACGUUAAUUUAGUGAUUCUUCGAAAAUUUUGUUCAUAAGACACUUGAUUUUCGCGAUUUCACGAACUUAAACUUUGGCGAAUUAAGGUAUUCAAAACUUUAAUUUACGACGACAAUAGAACAUUUAUCUGAUAAAAUCAUAAACGUCAAUAGCUUUAUUUAAAUCAAAAUUAUAUAACGUUCUGAAACUUAAUUUUCACGAACGAAACAAACAAAACUGCAUCUGUAAUGCUGUCCUCACCACAUUUUAAGGAACAUUGUCACACAAAGUCAUGAUCGAUCAUCAAAUAGCAUACGUUUGUGGAACUGACCAGACGGUGGAAUUUCAUAUUGUACUCACUUCAGUUUAGCGACGAUUUAAAGUUGGCAACACUUUUUAUUUUGAUGGAUUUUGAUUUUGCGAUUUUUAGAAAAAUCAGUACAUUAGCUAAAUUAAAGUGUCGCCAAAAUGUCAUGAAAAUAAAGUUAUAAUUUUCGAUUAGUUUUGUCAAUUCCUCUGUGCACUAGGUAUAUAUGGCAGUAAACCCCCCCCCCCCCAAACCCCCUAUACACAUGAUCAUUAACAUGUGAAAAAGAGGAAAGUUAGCAGCACAACGGAGUCACCAGCCUCGCUUCUAUUCAAAGGGUGGGGCAUUCAGCAUACUAAAGUAGUGACCAAUAGGCCAUUUGCACGAUGACGUCAUUUUACAACUACUACCACAAACCUUUAGGGUUUUGCUUUCUUGUACAAAUUAGGGCUUUUGCUUUUUAAACCUCACCGGGAUUAGCAAAUUUAAAUAUUAAAGAAAAACGAAAUGAUUCUGGUCUUGGUAGUAAAAAGAUGUCAUCCUGGAAAUGGCCUAUUUACGGAUUAUGGAAAACGAAACAAUCGGACUCUCGUGUAAAUAAAAAUAAAUAAACAACCUCAUCGAAAAAGAACCAAGUAUCCUCAGGUCGAAUCUGAAAUACCCUCUUGCCUCAACUCGAAAACGGAGCAUCAAGGAAGCCAAAAUGAAGCACCUUCUAUUCCGGUGAAACCCCCUACAAACAACUUACCUAAAUCAAUUAAUUUCAAGUGUUAUUUUCCCGUGCUCCCCUCCUCCACCCACGAAAAAGAAAAGAAAAAAGAAGAAAGAAGAAGAAAGUGUAACCAGCGAUCAGGCGUUUUUUCCUUUACGAGAAAGGAGGAAAAUGAGAGACGAAUAGUGAUAAAAGAGAGGAUGAUCGCAGGCUAAACAGUUGUCUACCCCGGGGAAGAGGAUUUGCUGCCGAAGAGGUCUACAUUUUCAGCGCUAUACACUGAGAAUGUUUGCGGUUUUGUGGUCUUUGUGGUAAUUUCUCAUACGGACUAUUUUGGAAAUUGUUGUUGUUGAACUGCAACAUUACGGUAUCGAUAUCUCUAAACACGCAAGAUAAGAUAUUUUUGCGUUUUGGACGAUUUUCGACAUGUUACUGCUGGAUUUGCCAAUUGUUCUUUGCGGUCAUUACGGUAUUUGGUAACCCAACCUACCCUUUAUGUGUGUGCUAGAAGACCAGCCUCAAUAAUAAAUUUACGCCCAGUUCUGGCUGUAAAAAUGUUUUCGUUUAGUGCUAAUGACGAGUCCAAAACAAAAAUUUGUUCCGCGUUUGAACCCUUCUAUAUCGAGUUGGCCUGAGAAAAUAACCGAGUGCAGCCUAGUGACAUUUCGCGACCCAACCACUGGUUUCCCCACGAAAGCGUCUGGGGAACGACUGCAGAAAAUCUAUACUGAUGACGUAUUGCCGACUUAUGUCUGGAAAGCGCUUUUGAUUGGUCGCCUUGGGAGGGAAAUUUGCUUUAACCAAUCAGAAGCGCUAACAAGAUGUGGGUAGUGGCAUGUCAUCAGUAUGGACUUUCUGCGGUCGUUCCCCCGAUGACUUUUUGCUGGGAAAAAGAUGGCAGCUGGUUUCUCAGGUUGCCCCUAAAGUCAAUCAGGAAGGCAUGUUAUCAUAAGCCCCAAAGAAGAAAUAGUUCGAACCUUUGAAUCUUACUGAUGAAAUUUAACGUAUGAUCAUUCUCAAAGCUGUUUCAGUGGUACUUUCAUAGUUCCGUUUUUGAAAAGGUUAUUUGGCUUUUCUCCAGUUUUACGUUUUGCAGUUUGGAAAGUGAAAAAAGGGUUGAUGCGAAUAUGCUAAAAAUGCUAAUAAGUUACUGGAUAUUGUUUGAGUAUGGUUAAAAUAUCUUUUCGUUUUUUUUUUUAUUAAUGCUUUUUUACAGCACAGAAAAGUAUUGACAUAUUACAGAAACAAAAAAUACAGAUUUGUAUAAUUACAUAAUACAACAAAGGAUCAAAUUGACAGUUACAUGAAAUAACUGAGGUUUAGUUUAGGCUUGACUUCACUUAGCUACUUACUGAUAGUUUUUUUUUUCUCAAUAAAAAAGUAAAAGAGGAGUGGGUGGAUGGUUAAACUUUAAGGUGUCGUAUAGCUAACAAAGCGAUAAGCUAGAGGGUAAAAGGUGCAAGCUAACAAAUUUAAUAUAUCUUUUACUGCCAAACGCGCUAUAUGAAACAACAUUUUAAACACAAAUUGCAACAAGGUAUUACCAAUGACGACAGCUAUAAUUGCAAAUUACACAACAAUUUCCUAAAUGCCUAUCAAGAUAAAAGGGCCAGAGGAAGGGGAAGGGCCAGGGGGCCUUGCCCCUCUCCACUUUUUAGCAAAUUAAAAAAAAAUUCGUAAAGUUCUUCACUUAAUAAGUUUUGUUGAUACUAGACUAAGGAUGUUCUUUUACUCCCGUCCACAAAAGGGAAUAAUAGAUAGAGUGAGAUAGGAGUAAUUAUCCUGAAUCAUUGUAAGUUAAAGUUCUGCAAAAUUUAUUGUCCAUGACGUGGCAGAAGUGCCUUUUUCGUGCUAUUUGUUCAGCACUUUUUGCGCUGUAAACUGUCGACGAUUUCAUGGGGAGUUUGCGUGAGAGUGAGUUACUAAAACCAUUAAAAGGCUGAGGUGAUUAACGUCUUUAUAACAUGCACACUAUGGAACCUAUCUCGCAGGUUUGUGAAUAGAAAGGUUCUCCAUGAUGUUGUAGAUAUUUUAAACGGAAGAUCAGGUCCUGAGCACAAAGUACACAUCCUAGCUAAAUUGAUGAAUAAGGAAUCCGCGGCAUACUGCUAUUGGAAAGCCGGAAGAGAGCGAUAGGAAUUUUAGGCUGUUCUUGAAAAAUGGAAACACCCUCAGCUUUUCAGCUAUAGUAUUAAUUAUUUUUUUGUUCGACGAAAUCCGUUAAUCGUAGUAUUCUUAUAACUGCUGGAUCCAUUUGUACAGGCUUAGUAAAGCCUUUGCACCACUCAGCUCCUCCCGCUUCCCUACGCAAUUAAAUCCAGCGCCCUCCACCCCCGCUCCUUAGAAAAGUGCCACGCGGGCCUUGUUGCUCAAAAAUGAUACAUUAUCAGGGUUCGCAAAGUCCUGAAAAUUCCUUGAAUUGCAGGGAAAGUCCUUGACAAGUCCUUAAAAAUUUCUGUGAAAGUCCUUGAAAAGUCCUUGAAUUUUCUUCCACUUUAAAUGUAGUGGUCUGAAAAGUGUUUUUCAAUGCUUUUGGUUGAUUAAGGGGACAAAAUACAAAUCAAAGCUCAGAGAAGUUAAAGGUGAUUUACAUAAAGCGUUUUUGUUUUAUGCCGCAAUAAUGAUCUAUCAAUUAUAAAGACAACGGUAGUGAAAAAUGUAGAGAAUUUGGUGGAGCAUACAGUUUAAGCCUUAAAGUUCUGUUACAAUGGACUGGGAAUGUGCAUUUUUGUACAAAUUAUCUGUGGAAUUACAAACAUUCCUGGUAGGUGUUCCAUGAAAAUCAAAUGUGGUCCUUGAAAAGUCCUUAAAAAUUGUUGCAACUUUUUGUAUGAACCCUGAAUUUAUGUUCAUCAGCUUAAUUCUCAUGAGCACAUUCCUGCAACUAUGAUUCUGUCGGGUGCGGAUACAGACCAGAUAGGUCAAAUUUUUCAUAAAUAAAUAUAUUUGAAAUGAAAAAAAAACUUUCCAAGUUAAAAUCUCGCUAAUAUCCUCUCUGAAUAACUCAGAAACCCAGGAAACGAACUUCCGGGUGUUAAAAUCCAAAAAAGUUCCCAAGGGGGAGAGAGCCCUCACACCCCCCCCUCCCCUUCUAGAAGCUUACGCCUUUUGCUCUCAUUUAGGAAAUCGGACAGCUUUUAUCCUAGUAUCUGCGCCUUGCUGUGUCUGGGCUGUCCUGUUCUUUUUGUUAUCCAAUUUACGCUAUGGAACUUAACGUUAGUGAAGAAAUUAUUUGCAAAUAGUAAAAUCACAGCUUCUUGCCUGACAAAUAUUGGCUUCCUAACAACAACAAAAACUUUUAAAAAAAAGUUCAGUCGUAGGCCAACAAGUUUUCAAAACCCACGAUUGCAAUCCGUUUUAAUCUUAUUCAAGAUUUUCCGUCUGUACAUUUCACUCAAUUUAAUUGGUUGCAGUUCCUACUGUUUAAAGUUUGGUAAUUUCGAGACUGUCACAGCUCCAUUAACUGUGUUGAUGUUUCGAGUUAUCGACUCGCCAAAGUAUUACUCUUUACUACAAUUUUUAGGAUGUAUGUUGACUUCCUAGAAAAAAUACCACCACCAACAACAAAAAAAUAAAACCAUCGCCCUACAUCUGAAGAUGAGUGAGCUGCUUAAGUUUUGGGAACGUCAGGGGUGGAUUCGCGAUCGCUGAUUAAUUACAGGGUGGAGUGUUUCAGGAACACUACUAUAUUAGCCUGAAUUUCAGCGUCUCCCGAGACGACUUACACUCCUGAGAAAGCGCGACCCAAGGAGACGGCUGAAAUUCAGGCUGGACCACUGCCUGCCACUGAAAUGGUUUUAAGAAGCAGUUUCAUGUGUUAACUGAAAGGACCACGGCAAAAAGAAUACAGAAUCACAAAUUACCUUUACUGCUACAUGAUCAUAGUAUCACAGGGCGUUUCAUAGAUCCAGACUGCCUGCAACUGAAGUUAUUCUGUUUGAUUUUGUUUGGAAAGUAGUAUUAUAUAUGAAUCUAACUUUAAAUCGAAAGCACCAAGGAAAACGUAGGGACAGUUUAACAGUGCUAAAACACGAUGAUCGAGGUAAUUGACAGCAUUAUUCCGAUUUUUGUCCAUAUCAAAGCAUUCAUGGCGCAAAGUGGGAUCAGAACAACUCCUGAACAAGUCCUGGACUUUGACGAAGACACUCUGAAAGGUAAAGAUACUUUGAACCUUUAAUAAAAGUGUACCACUCGAGGGCUUUUAACUGUUUAACCCUCGGACGUACAAGGGGGGGGAGGGGGUGUUUGCUCUAAGGUUUUUUUUUUUUUUUCCUUGCCGAUAAAACAUCAGCACCCGAAGUUUUCAGUAGCUGUUCUUUUAUCCCUCGCGCGCAUUUUUAGACAAGUUUAAUGAUGGUUAGUUACUAUGGUUACGAGACGUGACGUCAUAAGUAGCAGGUCAAGCUAUUUUUGAGUGGUGUUUUGUCAACUUUUAUGAACAAUAAAAGAAAAACUUGUGGAUGAAAUGAUACAAAGUGCUUAUUUUUAAUAUUUUACGUGUCAAGCGCAAAAAAUUACCACUUAUCGCUAUUUCAACCUGAUUUCUAAUUCUUGGUAAAAUCCAAGAUAGCGACCAUUGUUGGUGAAGUCACAGGCCUCCAGCAGCGCUAACACAUACAAAAUAUACCUCAUCUGUUGACAAGAUUAAAGGCUUUCCACUGAAGGCAAAAUCGUUUUGCAAUACUGCAACUCAUCUAAAACUCUGGGUAGGGAUUCAAUCAACCUCCCUUGUACCACGGUGGGGGUAUGAAUUUGCUUGUACGACCGAGGGCUGACUGAUAACAAGGAACGAAUAAAUGUAAUAUAAAUAUAAAGAUCAUGGAGUCAGAAGCUAUUUUACGACCAUGGGUAUGGUUCCGUGAUUGUAUGUUCCACCCUAGUGAUAUAUUGAACAGUUACUGAGAUUGCACAAUUUUACCUUUUCAUCUAAAGGAGCUCCAGCUUGCCGACUUUCGGAAGCCUAAGUGCAUAUGUAAUAAUACAAUAAUUUAGUUCAUUACUAGCAUUAAAGGAUAAUAGUCUUUGAAUCAUUUCCUGCCAUUUCAGAACACCUCCCCCUAUCUUUCGGACUCCCCCCCCCAACCCCCGCAGUAUGCUCACCAUUAUGUGUUUGGAUUAACGUAAUUAUAAACCCCCAAAAGGUAAUGUAUAAACAUGCUAACAAACAUCUUUUGACAUUCAUGAUAGGCUUCUAAAGACUGCUCUAAUUGUUUAGUAACGUUUCUUUGCUCUUUUAAUGUAUGGCUGAAUGGAAAUCAGUGGUUUAGUGGAUAAAAUGCCCUUACAGACCUGGUGAAGUCAAUCUAAUGUAUCUGGCCUGAUUAUCUCGUAGUCGGUAGAUAGAGAGUUUUAAUAUGGUUUCUUAGUCAUAUCAUGAAGGCUACGCUAAGUCUUGCCAAGACAGCUACCACAGCAAAUCUAACAGGCUUAUAGUUAGAAACAAAUAACAAGCCUAGUUAUAUGGGAAAAACAAGACAAUUCAACGUCGAAUAUUGUCAGGAACGAAUUAAAAAAAGCAAAAACAAAAAUAAUAAGACUGAGAAAAUUCGACACCCUUUGUACAACGGCUCGCCCCAUGUAAGUGAAUCUAAGACGGUGCUGGAUUCUAUAUUCCACGUCGUAGAUUCCGGUUGUCAGGUACUUGAUUCCAGUCUUUUGUCAGUGGAAACUGGAUUCUGGAUUCCAGUCAUGAGAUUCCGGAUUCCUUGAGUUGCAUUCCGGAUUCCAAAGUCCAGGAUUUAGCAUUCCACCAGGAAAAUGUUCCCGGAUUCGAAAUCGCAUUCCGGAAUCCGAAUUCCUUUACAUGGGGCAAAACGGCCUAUGUCACAGCCUAUGCUGUUAAGGUGGUAAGACAACUGGCAGUCAGGUUCAAAGACCUUUCUAUCUGCUUCAAUUUUAGCAAUAGCAGAAGUUUACAAAAAUGAAGGAAAUGAAGCGUAUCUAAAGGAAGAUUACAACAACGCCAUUUACUUUUACACUGAGGGCAUUAAAGUGAACUGCAAGGACAAAGACAUCAUGGCUAAACUUUACAGCAACAGAGCAUAUGCGAACCUUCGAGCAGGUGAGGUUACUUGUACAGUGGAAGCUCUCCUUGCAAUCACUCUCGUAAGCGACCAGCUCUAGUUACGACCACCUUUGUGAAACCCCGUUUGAACUGUGACUUUAAAUUUAUCAUGAAAGGCUGUUGUCGUAAGCGACCGCGACCACUUUUGGGAUUACCCAACUGGAGUUUUAAUUCUUUUGUUUUUAAGCUUUAAUGAUCACUCAGAUUCUCAUUCAUAUAAAUCAACUCUUUAAUGAAACUACACACUGAGCUAAUGGUCUAAAAAUUGAACAUAAAGCUUAGCCAUGUCCAUUUCAGUUAUAAAGACACUCAUUGAACAUUAAUGUCUUUUGUUUUUUCCAUAUGAAUUAUUUAUUUGUUUCUGAAACUCCCCUAAGCGACCUCCGUUUGUUGUUUUACCUUGUGGUCACUUUCGAAAGCUUAAUUUUGUAAACCAACAGCUCUAGAUGCGACCACAUUUUCAGUCGAAUUUGCGAGGUGGUCGCUUACGAGAGCUUCGACCGUAUUUUGCAAAUACUGGGCGGGAAAGGAGGAAUGGGAGACUAGCUACGUGGUUGGCUCGUCACAAGGCGCAAUCCGGAGGUACUGAGUUGUAUUGAUCAGUCAGCUUACUCAGUCAAAAGAAGCUGCAAGGAUUUGUUUCUCGAUAAUCCUGACUUAACUAAACUUUUGUUAGUUGGGGCUUUGUGUUUUGUUUACUUCGGACCAUUUGUUUGUGAUUACUUGAGUAGUCUGUCCCUGUAAACUAGGUGGAACAGCUGAGUGAAAUCUACUAUAAAGAAAGUUUUUGAUCUUGUAGAUUGUACUAUCCAGUGGGGGGUAGGGGGGGGGGGGAGUGAGGUUGGUACUAUAUACACUAGUUCUUGGUAAUGCGGGUCUGACUUUGGGACUUGCCUUCAUCCUCCAGCGCUUGCCACCUUUUGCUUCCUCGUGUUUGCUUUUAAAGUCUGACGGCUCGCUGCGCAUGCGUUUCUGUCAUUGACAUUUUGCCUAUGUUUUUUUUUCAACGUUCAUAGGACGUUUCAUUUACUCACUGGUUGAUACAAAAAAUGCCACGGACAUUCGACCGUCGUCAAUCAAACCAAUAAUUGCAGGUAAUAUAAUUUCAAAGGUUCAGUGGCCUCUAAGAAACACACUGAGUUUAUCAUGAUGUCAAUGUAAUCAUAGCCUGUGCACAGACGUUACUUUCUUUCUUUUUUUUCAACGGAUUUUUGCGAUUUCACCAGUUGCAGUCUCGUACGAGUCGACUACCACUUGUCAGGGCCCCCUCUCAAACAAUGGUUCACAAUUCUAAGUGUCUCUAAUGAGAUGAGAUGCGAGAUGUCACCAGUUGCAGGACUCGUACGAGUUGUACCACUUGACCGGGCCCCCCUUAGAAAUUGAGGGCAAUGUUCUCGAGAUCGCGAGAGGGGAUCGAUACAAAAGUUAGUUAGUUUGUUUGAGAGAGGACCCUGUCAAGUGGUACGAGUCGCGCAACUGGUGAAAUCUUGCAUCUCAUUAGAAGAACCCGCAUACGAUCUUUUCAACCUGCGGAAUCGUACCGCUGUAUAUGCCUGUUUCAUUGAUUUGAAUAUAAUCAUAAUCAUUUUUACACCUUUAUAGGGGCGAAAGUCUGUGCAAAGGAUUAGCAGUAUCCUUUUGAUGCCUACAAAAUAUAGUCUGUAGUCUCGGUACUAGCUAUACGCAUUACACUGACGAUUUAAACUACAAACUGAAUAUGAUAACACGUCCUUUUUGAAGCAUGUCUUACUUUCAAAGCAAAACCAAAAAAGAGAAAUGAAGAAAAGAAAAGAUGUCUCUUAGUCACCUUUUGUCUUAUGAACAGGUACAACACCUCUGGCCCCAUAGUGGACUAGUAUACCUUCUAAGUAUCCCAUAUGGUGCAACUAGUAACGUUCCUCGUAUUCCAAGUAUACUUUACACGCACUUAAUUUUAAGAUAUAUUACUACUUACGCCUUAACAAUUUGAAAAGAUUGAAACGGAAAACACAACCUUAUUGGAGCUGGCUUUGACAUGCCGAAGGCGAAAAAUCGAGAAAGAGGUAUCUUGUUUUAAUUUCAUACUACUAUAAUAAGCUCUUCGCUAGGAUAAGCAAUCCACAUCAAGGCCUUCAUAUUGUACUGUUAUUGUACUGAUAUUUAGUUGACUCUGAUUAAAGCCGGGAUUUCAUCGGUACCACCAUCCUUCCGUUUAUGUCUGAUUGCUUUGCCCUUCAAAAGGGACAAAGUUUACGAUUGUUUACAAGAAGAGCGAUGCCAGUUAAGGCCAUGACAGAACAGAAGCAAGAAAGUAUCAAAAAAGUGAUGCUUGAUAUUUACUCAUGUCCAAAUAACGACAUAAACAAACUAAAAUGGGCUUUCAAAGGAAAGAUGUUACUAAAAUGGUCUUUGAGAGAGCAAGAGGUUAUUGACGCAUGCGCUGUAGGCCAUUAACGCUAUUCAAACAGGGGGCGCUCCCAAUCUCGACCCCAGAGCUCUCCUGCGCAUGAUGCCAGGGAGGACGAGCUCUGGGGAACCCUAGCCUGUAGUAAGAUUGUCUCUGAUUGGUUUCAGCAAACAACAAUAAAAGUGUUCCUGAUUGGUCCAUACAAGUUCGCACGAGAGCGGUUGAACGUGCCGCGUGUCUGGCGUGUGAGCUGGUUUUUCCCUAGAAAUGUUGAAGUAAACACUCCCUGCCGAUUUUUUAUUUCUGCGAUUUCAAAACAACAUUUGCACGACUAAUUAGGGAAAAUAACUGGAUUCCCAAAUUUUCAAAUAAAAUACUUUAGCUAAAUAUCGAAAAUUGACCAAUAAAAAGAUUUGAAUAUGAAAAAUAAGAUAAAAAUACAUCAACAUCUUUGCCAGCUAUAAUUUAAGGAGCAUGACACAUUACUGAUUUUUCUUCGACUUCCACGUUAUCGUAUUCACACGAAGUAGCCGAGUAUGAAUAAAAACGUUUGCUUCUUGUCGUAAAUCGCCCCAAAACAGACUUGCAAGAGAAAAGUAAACAGAAAACGUACGUCGUGUCCUAAAGUGAUGCGUGUACAGUGCGACUAGAUAUUUAUAGUUGUUUUCUUUUCUCACGAUAUCGCAUUUCAAGUAGCUUUAACUGAAGCGUUUAAUAUUCAUGAACAAACCUAAAUAAAAGGACGCUAAAUUCAAAUUUUGGAAAGUUUUUAUUGGAAUUUCGAUACGUUUAUUCUAACAAGCCGUUCGGGUUUCACUUACCGCCUCGUGAAGUAGUCCACGCAAAUAUUUAAUCAACCGUCAAGCAUAUGAAAAUUUAUAAAAGAUAAAAAAACCUAAUUGAAACGAAUGGAUAUCAUGAAAUUUGAAAAGUUUAAGCUCCUUAAAGAUGGGACCAGUGUUGGCAUCGUAGGUAGAAUUGUUCACUAUUCUUAGCGCACGUUUCUGUAAGAUUACAAUUCUUUGAAGGUUCGCUUUAUAGGUGCCACCCCAAGCUAGAUCGCAAUAGUAUAAAUAUGGAACUAUCAUUGAAUUACACUUAAUUCAGCAUUAUCUUAUCAAAUUUAUUAUAACUGAACAUGUGAUCCAGGCUUUUUUGUGACUAAUUUGAGAAAAAAAACAUGAAUCAAACGAAUGGUUCAAUUUUCCACAAUGUUCAGUUCUCUGGGAAUCUCAUAUUUUGUAGAUUUUUUGCUUCCCGAGCAUCCUUUUAUACACAGACCAAAUUUCCUAUCACGAUUACCUUGAUUUAUACGUCUUAUAUGGGUUUUCAGUAAAGCAGAAUACAUUUGAUUAAUUCAAAAUGAAGGAUUUAAGAUGGCGGAUAGUUCCAGUGCCUUGAUCCUUUAAUAGUUGACGUCAUCAUAACAUCACUGCAAUUGAUGUGUUAUCCAACUUUCUAAUUUUAUCAGACACCUUACUAUUUUGGAAUUUUUUGCGCUUUAUUACCACUUUGAGGGGCAUUUGGAUUCAGCUAGUAUAUUUUAAAAAAGAUGACGUCAUUUUGAAGUCAAAUUACUUCAUUACGUUAAUCUAGUUGUACCCAGAUGAUUUACAAACGAUGAGUAAAUUGUUUUUUGUAAUUUUGGUGGCCGUAACAAGAGCGGUUUUGAAGUUAUAAAGGGGGAUUUCCGAAACCCCCUCCUACACUCGGUCACUGGAAGAAUAUAAAGCGCGGUCUGAAUAUAAAGGGUUACACACCAAUCAUCAAAAAUUUCGCACAGAAUACGAAGUAAAGAUCAACAUUAUAAUUAGAUAUAUUAUAGAGAUAGACUAAAUUGUGGAAGAAAUUACCUGACAAAAGAGAAGUCAUAUGAUAAGUCCAAUAUUUAUAGACCAAAUGUGUGCCAAAGAAAACAGUUUAUUGCUUCUUUGUCUUGUGCUUUUCCAAAAAUAAAAGUACUAAGCUGGUCAUUUUCCAUUAAUUUUAUUCACUUCAAAUUCAAAUUUUCUAUCAUGCACUCUCAAAUCUCAAAACUUCCCCUUUCCGCCUAAUUGUUACUCACCCUUCCCCCAAUUUUUCUUGAUUAAUAAAAGCGCAGAAGAUAACUUUAAUAUUUACCGUGGGAGUGGCAAGCUAAAAACGAACGCAAACGUAUCGAGGCACCUUCGCAUGAAUGAAAACUCGGCAAGAAUUAAGUAGUAGGACGUUGUUAUAUUCCUCAUUUUAUUCCUAUCUAUAAAUUGUAUCUGCAAUCAUGGACAAACGUCUUGGAACACUUUUGCAUUUCUGUGGCGUUUUCCAAUUCACAUAGGCCCAACCCCUCCCUUCACCCCACAAACAAAGUUGAACGCUUGUAUCCAGAAUUUAUUGUGAGUUUCAACUUUGUAUAGGGUGGGGGGAGGGAGAACUGCAAGAAAAGUUCGAAAAAAGAUGCACUGUUUUAUGAGAAAAGCCAGAAACGACAGAAAAAUAUAAAUACUGCAUUACCAGUCCCAAGGACUUUUGUCCACGAUUGUAGUUAAAGAUAAUUUGUUAUGUAUUAAUUAGAGUUUAUCUACAGCCAUUUCUUUCACUUUCGAUAUGGUUGGAUGUAUUUUGCUUAAGAUAAUCAGUUUUGGAAUUAUUUCGUUUAGAGAAGUAUUAGCCAGCCAGGGAGAAUUACAAGCUCUUUUUUCUGCUCCGUUAAAUUAAAGCUCAAACCAGUUAAGUAGAAUAUGAUAAAUUAUGGCCUUAGGUCUGCGCUUUUAUAGUGCAUGCGCCUCUAUUGUAGAACGGGUUACGAGUAAUUUCAAAGCUUACUUUUGAAUUGUAGCCAUGUUCUUUCAUGUAAUUAGUUUUAAUUUUUACAUUUAUACUGUAAAUGAGGAUAAUUGAAAGUUUUAAACUUAAUAUGUAAUCGCUUAGAAAUGUCUUUUACAGGCGCUAUAUAAAUGCCAUUAUCUUAUCCAUCUUUUCCGCAUGGAUAGCGAAGUAUCCAGGGCUUGUGAAAAGUUUGACAUCAUUGGGAAAGAACUGUCCGUGAUAGGGAGGUAAUCCCUUUCAUAGCGGAGCUCUCUCGCGGGAAGCGGAGCACCAUGGGUAAGAAAAUUUGGUAAACUAUGCAUCCAAGAAAUUUUGGUUCUGAGAAAAUCGUCCGUACGUACGUUCACCCCUUCAUGUAAACCGGGGUGAUAUUUUGCAUUUCAAGUACCCGCGCGUUUCGGCGGUAAAUCGCAUAGCCACCCGGACGUUUAGAGAUACAAAACAACAACGAAGCUGAUUCUUUCUUUCCAGAACAGAGAAAGAACUAGAGCCAGAGAUAAAAAACAAAUCAGACCAAUUUCGUUUGAAGAAUAACAUGACAAUUUUAUAGCGGCUGUGAGAAAAUGAGAAAUGCUAGCGGCCACCAGGGUAAAAAUCGGCGGCAGCGAAAAAAUAGUGAACAGGAAAACAUACAACAUUUCCUCCAUAAAACGUAUAACUAGGAAGUUUCUGGAAGUUUCACAUUGUCGUCCUGCGAAACAACGGCAAAGAAAUGUACAAAAAAAAGUUGUUUUUUUUGGUAAUGAGACUAUUGUUCUUUUUUUGCUGUUUUCGUUGCCGUCGUCGCUUGGUUAGCAUUACACGAUUUUAGAUUAUGUUUCAGUAAUCUAUAGAUAUUAACGAGAGCUUCGCUUUUAGCCCUGGCUAAAUCUAUUUAGUAUAUACUAAAACAGUGGAUAGUGUUUUUCGCGCGCUCUGAUUGGUUACUCAACAGUGAAUAUCCUGCACUAUUCACUGAUUCACCUCCAGUUCCUCCGAGCGAGCGACGCCAAACUCGCGUAGGUUGCGAGCAAAAUGCUUUCCCGGCUUGCUGCCGUAACAAACUAAGAAAUUUCACAAUUAAUCAAGCAAGCUAUUUCCGAAAUACACUAAGUUUGGUUUGGAAGUUUUAACAGGAAAAGCUUUGUCUUUUUGACUUGAAUAGUUAUCGAUAAAAUUGGUGAAAAAGUUUUUUGUUUACAAAUGCAAAUUAAGCUUAAGUCUUGCGUUACUUUAUUUAGUUGACUUGUUCAUAAAUAAGCUUAAAACUAAAUUUAAUAAUCUUUUUUACAGAAUCAUUUUAAAUACAAACAGAAUUCACAACUCCUUUUGAAGAAACUUCCCCGCAAGAGCUAAACAAACGCCUUCAAAAGUUUUAUUUGUCGCUAAGAAAAAGCGACGACCGCGGCCGUUCGGUCAUCGCGCGCCAAAAUUGUAAUCUUUGGCAACAGUAAAUGAGUAAAAAAUCAUCAUUUUGUGCUCAAUUAUCUCACUGUUUUAGUAUAUACUAAAACAAUUAUUCACCUCAGUGUCGGUGGCUUGUAGUGGAUAUUUUCCUCGCCGCUUCGCGGUCUCGGUAAAUAGCAAUACUAGCCACCUCCACUUCGGUAGAUAAUUGUUAUAUAUUAAACUGUGUCCGUAAGGCAACUGCAAUACUGUGUCCAUAUGUUUUGUUAUUGGGCUGCCUGCACUCUGUGUUUUACGACACACGAACUUCACCCGUUGUUUGGAUGUGUAUAUAUUUUUAAGUCUUUGAAUGGGAAUAUCUUGUCGUAAAUGCAUAGAUAGGCCCAAUAGACAUCAACCUUGUGGAUUUUGUAAAUCCUUUUUCUGACUGUGGAUCUUGUGCCGUUUAUCACAAUAACACACGGACUCGUACCAAACAACCCGCGCUCAGAAAGAUGUAAGAAGGAUUUGUAAGCUCUUUACACUUUUAAUGGCUUUUACCAGGACAGAUACUAACUCUUUUGGGGUGCUUUGCUCAACACUGUUUUUAGGCAUGUCGAGGAGGAAAAGGUAAACAUGGACAACUCGAUACAACUUGCAGAAAGGAUUGCCGUAAUUGCCUUGCACAUAAAGCUUACAAACACGGUGAUUUCAAAACAGCCCGAGAUUACUUCGAAUUUUCUUUGAACGAAGCCAAGGAGGCUGGAAAUAAAGCUGCUAAAGGAUAUAGAUACAUCAACCUUGGCAGUGUUUAUAGCUCACUCGGCGAUUUAAAGAAAGCAAAGGAGUUUUGUCAGCUGGGUCUAGGAAUCGCACAAGAGACUGGAAACAGAGAUUGUGAAGGACAGGGAUACAACGUCCUUGGCUGUGUUUAUCAUUCCGUCGGCUAUUUCAGGAAAGCAAAGGAGUUUUGUCAGCUGGGUCUAGGAAUCGCACAAGAGACUGGAAACAGAGAUUGUGAAGGACAGGGAUACAACGUCCUUGGCUGUGUUUAUCAUUCCGUCGGCUAUUUCAGGAAAGCAAAGGAGUUUUGUCAGCUGGGUCUAGGAAUCGCACAAGAGACUGGAAACAGAGAUUGUGAAGGAAAGGGAUACAACAACCUUGGCUGUGUUUAUGGCUCACUCGGCGAUCUCAAGAAAGCAAUGGAGUUUUGUCAGCUGGGUCUAGAAAUCGCACAAGAGACUGGAAACAGACAUUCUGAAGGACAUGGAUACAACAACCUUGGCGGUGUUUAUCGCUCACUCGGCGAUCUCUAGCCUGCGAAAACAUCCGUUUCUCCUCGCUCUUCGCCACUAGGGACGUUUCGAGCGGAGGAACGUCUGCGACUCAGCGACAGAAAUUCCAUACUGAUGACGCAAAUCAAUGUUUACAUAAUAAAUCCAGUAGUCAUUGGGUUCCUCAGCGACAGAAAUUCCAUACUGAUGACGUAAAUCAAUGUUUACAUAAUAAAUCCAGUAGUCAUGGGGUUCCAAAUAUAAAUCUGUCUAAUUUUACGUGUCUUCUGGUCGAUUUUGGUAAAGUGUUUUGCUUAUCUGCCAACGAGCUCCAGCAAAACUCAAAUGCUUCUUCUAGAGAAGAGUAUAUUCCACAAAUAUUGACUGUUUUGUUAGAGAUUCUUUGCGUUUACAUUUGACCUUUGUGGCCUUUUGUCUUUUGUCUGUCAUUUGUAAAACAAUAGCUUAAACAAUGUAACUACUUCGUCGACCAAUCAGCGCUUCUGACCGGAUUCCGGACAGAUUUUACGUCAUCAGUAUGGAAUUUCUGUCGCUGAGUCGCAGACGUUCCUCCGCGCGAAACGUCCCCAGCGGCGAAGAGCGAGGAGAAACGGAUGUUUUCGCAGGCUAGGCGAUCUCAAGAAAGCAAUGGAGUUUUUUUGGAUGGGUCUAGGAAUCGCACAAGAGACUGGAAACAGACAUUUUGAAGGACAUGGAUACAACAACCUUGGCGGUGUUUAUCGCUUACUCGGCGAUCUCAAGAAAGCAAUGGAGUUUUAUCGGCUGGGUCUAGGAAUCGCGCAAGAGACUGGAAACAGACAUUUUGAAGGUCGUCGAUAUAACAACCUUGGCUGUGCUUAUCAUUCUCUCGGUGAUAUCAAGAAAGCAAUGGAGUUUUUUCGGCUGGGUCUAGGAAUCGCAAAAGAGACUGGAGACAGAAUUUCUGAAGGUACUGAAUAUAACAACCUUGGAAGUGUUUAUGAUUCUCUUGGCGAUUUCAAGAAAGCAAUGGAGUUUUAUCGGCUGGGUCGAGGAAUCAAAAAAGAGACUGGAGACAGAGAUUCUGAAGGUAAUGGAUAUAACAACCUUGGCUGUUCCUAUCUUUCUCUCGGUGAUAUCAAAAAGGGAAUGGAGUUUUGUCAGCUGGGUCUAGAAAUCGCACAAGAGACUGGAAACAGAGAUUCUGAAGGACGUGGAUACAUCAACCUUGGCGGUGUCUAUCACUCUCUCGGUGAACUCAAGAAAGCAAUGGAGUCUUGUCGGCUGGGUCUAAAAAUCGCAAAAGAGUCUGGAAACCGAAAUUUAGAAGGAUCUGCAUAUAGCAACCUUGGCGGUGUCUAUUACUUUCUGGGUGAUCUCAAGAAAGCAAUGGAGUCUUAUCGGCUGGGUCUAGGAAUCGCAAAAGAGACUGGAAACAGAAUUUUAGAAGGAUGUGCAUAUAACAACCUUGGCAGUGUCUAUGAAUCUCUCGAUGAUGUCAAAAAAGCAAUUGCGUUUUAUCAGCUGGGUCUAGGAAUCGCAAAAGAGACUGGAGACAGAGAGCUUAAAAGACAUGGAUAUAGCAACCUUGCCAGAAGUUAUCAUUUUUUUGGCGAUAUUUUUAAAGCCGAGGAGUUUGGUAAAUCUUGUGUAAAGCUGGUCGAGAAAAUGAGGGUUCUUCUUCAAGGCAAAGACGCGUGGAAAAUACACGUCCGGGAUGAAAGUGAUUUUAGCUUUAGAAUUUUAUGGAGACUUCAGUUACAAAAAGGCAAGACUCUUGAAGCGCUUUUUACAGCAGAGACAGGGCGAGCACAAGCUCUUAUGGAUCUCAUGAAAUCGCAAUUUGGCGUCAGAAAAACAAUUCGCAAUUCGUCAAAACCGCAAAUGGAUCUAACAAUUUCUAGUAUUUCAAGUCAUAUUACGUCACCGACGCUAUUUCUGGCGGAAGAUACAAAUAUUAAUGCAGUGUAUUUCUGGUUACUGCUUAAUGGACAGCAAUUUAACUUUUUUCAAAAGGAAGUCAGUGAUGAUUUGACGUCAUUGACUCACCAGGCAUACGAAGAGAUUGGUGUCAGCCGUGGCGUGAAGUGCAAGAAUCACUCCUUAGAUGAGCCAGAAGUAAAGAAAUUGAAAUCUUCUCUGAAAGGGGUACAGAAUUGACGUCACAGCAAGUCGAGGGUGGUACUUUAAGAACAUUGUAUGACAUGGUUAUAGCUCCUUUUUCACACUUAAUAGAAGGUGAUGAACUCAUCAUUAUCCCUGAUCGUUCAUCAUUUUUUAUUCCUUAUGCUGCUCUUAUGGACCAGCAUUCCAGGCAUUUGUCUGAAAAGCUGAGAAUUCGACUGGCUCCAACACUAACAUGCUUGAGGCUGCUGGCAGAGUGUCCGGAAGGCCGCCAUAGUGCAUCUGGUGCACUGCUUGUUGGUAAUCCGUGGUUGAAGACUGUACCCAUCAAAAACAGCAGACCAUUUAAACAGCUCCCGGGUGCUGAGAAAGAAGUAAAAAUGAUUGGACAGAUUCUUAACAUUGAGCCUCUUACUGGUAAGAACGCUGCAAAAUAUCAAGUUUUAAGCAGGCUUCCCUCAGUUUCUUUAGUACACAUGGCAACUCAUGGUUGUGCAGAAACCGGUGAAAUUUAUUUGUCUCCUAAUCCCGCUAGUAUGGAGAAACACGAAGAGAAAGACUCACUUUUGACGAUGGCAGAGGUGUUAGAUACACAAUUACGCGCCAAGCUUGUUUUCUUAAGCUGCUGCCACACCGCACGAGGGGAGAUCAAAGCCGAAGGCGUGGUUGGAAUGACGCGUGCCUCUUUAGGAGCCGGUGCACGCUCUGUUAUUGCGUCACUGUGGGAGCUUGACGACGAAGCUACUCUGGAGUUUAUGAGACUCUUUUACAAACAUUUGGUAGCAGGGAAAAGUGCAAGUAAGUCGCUUCAUCACUCCAUGAAAAGGAUGCGGGAACUUGAACAAUUUAAUGCCUUGAAGUACUGGGCACCGUUCGUGCUGAUUGGAUAUGACGUGACAUUGAAUUUUGGGCAAUGAAAGGUGAGGCUCCCAGUAGUGUAAACUAAAGGAGAAACGUAAUCACGUGUGAAGGUUUGUAAACAAAAGGGCGGGUUUUAACCCUUGUCUCUUAGAUUUCUUACUAGUUUCUGAUCGUUGAAUUGCAGACCCCAAAGUACAACCGAGCAACAAAUAAAAGGACAGUUAAAUAAUGGUCUAAUCCAGAGACAAAAAACGCAGAGGAGACUGAGAAGAACCAAGCUGAUGCAAAAUGUCCAACACACGCGGUUAUUAUUUCCAUCCACUGGCUAAAAUUACAUCGACAGACCCUGUCAUCCAGAAUCCCAAAUCCCUAUUCCAGACCCUAGAGUACACAAUUUCAGACCAAAAGGGUGACGACCUUUGUAGCUUCCAAGAGAACAUUCGUUUGUAUUGUCAAACAUAACGCGGGUAUAGCUCGAUAAGGGAGUACAUUAGUGCCUCCACCACCACGGCAAAAAAAUUCCACUUGGUCAUAGGAAACAUACUCGCUUCUUUAGGUUGAAAAAUGGUAGAAACUACUAAGCUUUUUUUUUCUCUGCUUCUGUCUUGGUCGACUGCAGAGCUAACACUAAGAUAGAUGGACUUCUGAUAUUUGGAACCGACAAGCCUGUUCUGACGGACAGGUCGACCUGAACACAAGUACUGAGACUUCAACAAGUGAAGACAACUCGUUGGGCAAGGGCUUCUCGGAAAAGAUCCAGUCAUUGUUGGAGGAACCAUUUAUUGAGUUCAAGUUAUGAACUGGGAGGCUUAUGCAUGAACUUAAAACAUUAGGAUAGAUACUCAACUACUAACCAUAACAUCCAGAUCUAAGUUUUCCGAUAAAUUUAUUUUCAAAGUUAGCUAAAGGCCUAGGAGUAUACCGUUAUCCUACGUGUAAAAAUGUUAGCCAAAAGACUCAAAAUUUCCUUAAUAUACCCCAAACUAAAAGAGAUAAAGUCUUACACUGUGUGCUGAAAAUCAUUCGGCCAUGCCCAUGAAGUGUCUUGUUUCCCAACUCUCUUUCGUAAACAACCUAGUCUCAGGGCUCUUUCAAUUUUCUAAGAUAAACGCUGUUGUGAGAGAUUUCCGCAUGCCCCCAAACCUCGCCGACCUUGAUAUUUAGAGGCAAUUGCUUGUAAAUGACUUUUCUACAAAUAGAGAAAUAUAACUCUUUACUGGGCUGCCUGUGCGCCCAGUCAUAAAAUGGGCUUUCGGUCGUCUGCGGCGAAAAACGGCCUCCCGGGGGAGGGAAGACAGAGGGUCUGGUACCGAGAAACGAUGUUCUCACAAAGGGUUUCAUAUGAGUUUCUCUUGCACGGAGCCUUACACGGAUACUUUUUGUACCUCGUCUGCGCUCCCCCUGAAAAAUCCACAAAGCGUUGCGAACCUGAAGAAGGCUAUUUGCGUUGUUCGAAGCGAUUCGAUCAUGGGAGUCACUCUAUAAUUUUUUUAUUGUUCGAGUUUAAGUCAGUUAGAUGAUGUUGGCGCUGGGAAACUCAGAGAAAUGCUCGCGUUGCAUUCAAACCGACACGCCGUUCACGGUAGGUUCACACUAAAAGAUGACUCUGAGCGUCACGUUUGGAACGCCGUGACCGCUUCGUGAACUCAAAGAGAGAAUUAUCGAUCGAUGUAGUACAUGAGCAAUUAAGAAGCACAAUUUAUGAGCAAGGUAUUUCACCAGUUGACGACACUAUGGCUGAAGACUAGAUUGUAAGCCUUCGUAGUCAGUGAAGCGAACAACUCAGUUGACGAUGAAUGGCAACACGCACGUCCAUGAGCGAGGGACGUGACAACUUUGCCAUGUUAGAAGACUGGCUUUUCCUUUAAAUAUUUUCUUCUAUUUGAUGCAACAUACGCCACUUUGGAGGUCUAAAUUUCGGAUACUGAGGAUAAAGAAGACACGGACAAAAAUAGGGACUCUGAGAAUUUCGAACACAAGUUUAAAGCUUCACCGGGACAUCCCAUCCGCGAGCUUCACAGAGAGCGACUUGAGGAAAAUAGGAGCUAUUAAUGACAAGGUUUGGUGACUGAGUAGAGCAUACAAGUGUAGCCCACGUCGAGGUUUCAGGGGGUUUGCUUUUGUUUGUAUUUGUAUCUUGCUAUUAGCUUUUAUCAUUAAAUUUGUACAUGAUCUUGUGAUCACAAUUCUGUGUUUUCGCCCAUUCAGCAAGCACGCUAUAUUGAUGUCAGCAUUAGCGAGUUUCAGAAACAUGCCUUUGAAAGUUUUCAGCUCUCGUGCUGUUUCUUGAUAUUUCUUUUACCAUUUUAUGGAGAUGUAAACUGAAGUCACCGCAAAAUGGAAAAUUAAAAAAGCGUACAAUCCAUUUAUCUCGAAACAUAACACACAUGACUUAUACGACCUUUAUUUUCGUAAAGGUGUUUUGAAUAGAGUACCGAAGUGAUGACGUCAUAAAAAUGAAAUUUGUGAAAUUAUGGGAUUUGUUAAGAUAUUCUGAAAGAACAACGUCCAAGACGCCUACUCGCCAAAAAUUAGCAAUUUGGGGCAAAUUGUCUCUGAGAUAUUAGCCCAGAUAUGCUCCGAUGACUCCAUACAAAUCCUUCUACAUCUUACCUGGUUCCUAAUCUUAUGAACCAAGCCAAAUUUAGAAGGAUUUGUAUGGAAUCGUCACAGCAUAUCUGGGCUAAUAUCUCAGAGACAAUUUGCCCCAAAUUGCUAAUUUUUGGCGAGUAGGCGUCUUGGACGUUGUUCUUUCAGAAUAGCUUAACAAAUCCCAUAAUUUCACAAAUUUCAUUUUCUAUGACGUCACACUUCGGUACUCUAUACGAACGAACACAGUCAAUGUGAGGGGCAAAAACAGCAUUAAUAUAAAUGAACCAUAGGGUUUUACUAAUAUAAGGGUCAAUUAUUGUGCAUUGAGAUGAAUCGCUUGAAAAGAGAGACUUCGCUUGAAGAUGUGAUCAGAAGUAAACAAAGGCAUAAUAGUGCGUCACGUUCAGUCUUUUUAAUAUCCAAGGAGUCACUGUGAAUAGUGUCAGGGGCACCCAACGAGAAUAUAGUUCAAAACCACUCAACAUAGCAUUGUUAAACGUAUUUUAGUAUUUAAACGGUAGAUUUGGGCAUAAUUUUAUCCCCUAAACAUUUUUUAUCUGUUCGGAUUUCCUAGCUGAAAGUCUUGUGAUCCGAAAAUUAUAGGGAUCAAAACCCAAAACUUACCUUUUCGAAAGUUUCAUGACCUUUUUAGGGUAAAAAUCCGUAAAAAUGGGCAAUUAUACCAUUUUUUAGCUGUUCGAAAAUCCUAGGAGAGGCAGGCAAGCAAGAAAUUUUACGACAAAUGUUCCGAAAAUUCUAGAUCUCAAAUCGUCUUCCGAACAGAUAUUUCCCGAAAAUUGACGUUGGGUGCCCCUGAUAGUGUUUCCAUAUUGUUUAGUUGGCACAAAAACUUCGGACGAGUUAUAAAGCGGGAUAGUUAUCUUCCAUGAAGAAAAGUUCGUCUUGGGUGAGACAAACAGAACUGGAGCGAAUUUUUAACUCGCAUCGGUAUCAGGUAAAAAAUAUGUUAUCGAUCGUUUCAUCUAUUUACAUUGUUUGAAGUGCGUGCUGGUGAACGCAACAUGCGAGCGAGAAAUCUUUAAACUUUUUUAGGUCUCAAAAUGCAAAGGAUUUUAUUCCUUUAAGUUAGAGAAAAAUACCAUGAGGAAAAUCUUAAAACUGAAUAUUUUUCAUCUUGUGGAAAAAAUAGUGCGUUUUCUUGUAGACUGUGGACCGCAAAUUAGGAUCGCACUUUUCACAAACAUGCGAAUUCUGAAGUUCGGAAGCUAACCGACGAUUGUGUUUUUCGCUGAUGUCAAUCAUCUUAACGGACCUCUUAGGAAACAAAACUUUACUUCACGGGUUCAAAAGGUCAUGGUUUGUGAUUUGUGGAUUUCGAUCCGUUUUGUGUGUUUCUCUGUUUCAAGGUUCGUUGCUUGUGAUCGUAAUUAUGAUUGACGGCAGCGAUAAACACAACUGUGAAGGUGGCUUUUGAACUUUAGAGUUCGCAUGUUUGUGAAAAGCGCAGUAAAGUCUCCGUGCAGUCAGUGAGGCCCCUGGAUCAGGCGGGAUUAAUGGGCAGUUAACUGUCUGUUUUAGUAUACUUCUGGUUUUCAUACAAUACAAUAUUUCUGUCUAGUGUAAAUCAGCUCAGUCUGCCACAUUUUAUGCUCGUAGAACGACAACAAUUUUUGGAAUUUCCAGUUACGUCAAAUUAGUCACGUUAUACUGUCACACUAUAUUUUGGGGCACAGAGGGAUUGGGGGAGGGGUACGUGGAAAUAAUGCAAAUUGUUUCCUGCCUAGAAUUAAUGGCUAACUUGUUUAUUUUUAUUCAUAAUGGAAUUUAAAAGUUAUUAUACAGCCCCCACUUAAAAAUGGUACUCUUUUUUUUUGGUUAUGAAAGUCUUUAAAAAGGGCCAGUCUCACAUGAGGUUCUGUCGCAUGACAAGGUUUUAUGGUAGCCUGAGUGUGUAUAGCCGCCCCCUCCCUUCAGAAAAAAUAACCCCUUUGCAGCCCAGUUAAAAAUCGCCUUUCGGCGAUUCUUGUUUUAUCUAAUUUUGAGUUAGUCUUCAUUGAUGUUUUAUAACGUACAGAUACAUUUUUCGCCGGCUGGAAAGGCUAGAGCAUGGCAGCCAGUCUUGUGACCGAAUUUUACUGAACUAAAGACUGUCAACCCUUCCCCUUUAACGCAAACACAGUCAGAAGGACGCGUAUAUUCGGGCCCUGUCCUAGGGGCCCGUUCCUCGAAAGUCGCGGUAGUUAAUAAGCGCGAAGAGUUGUUGUUGUUUGCAUUAAAGAUUAACGUGUCAAUUAUUUUUUUAGAUGAAAUGAUAAAACUAUCGGUUAAGAAAACAAAAUGAACUGUUUUGUUAGCUAGGACUCGUGCCCUAAAAGUUUAGGGGACUUUCGAGAAACGGGCCCCAGGUUAAACGCCGCAAUUCAGAUGCAUGAGCCGAACUCAAUUACUGUACUUCGGUUAUCACGCGACGCACCCUGAAUUUUCUAAUUUGAUUCAGUCAAGUUGACACACUGAUCAUAACCGAAAAAAUGCGGUAAAUGAGUUAGGUUCGGCUAACUUAAAGUACGAACGGUGUUUGAUCAUGCCACCAAGCCUUAGUUCCUUAAUAACGAGAGACCGUAAUGGCGGGGUGCAAAAGGAAUCAUCAGAACCGUUAUAAGUCCAGUCUUGCUGAGCGACAGCGUUAGGAAAACUACCUCGAUUAAAAUUUUUGAAAUUUCUUUAAGAAAUGGUUGAGUGCUCUUUUGAAGCAAAAGUAGGAGAUACGUUGUUUGGCACAACGAGAUUAAGAACACCAAAACUGUAAAGCAUUCCCGUUGUUAUUUAAUGGACUUUAUUGAAUUUUGAUUAAUCAAUACACUGAAAAGGUUAAUUAUUCGCCUAACAGCCGACAUUUGUGGACGCUACCACUGGUUUGCCCGCCAAAUGACGUCUGAGAAACGAGCGCAGAUUGGUUGUGCCACGUGGGAAAUUAAUUUGAUUAAACCAAUCAGAAGCGCCACCCAGAUCUAGGUAGUGACGCGUCGUCAGUAUGGAAUUUCUGCGCUCGUUUCACAGACCUCAUUUGGCGGGGAAAUCAGUGGUAGCGUCGCCAAAUGUCGGCUGUUUUCUCAGACUAAAGGGUAAUCAAAUACAAAAAAAUUGUUCUUUCAGGGACCAUGACUUAAAGACCCCUUUUUGUUUUAUCAGAGGCGAUAGCACUGUUCCUAAUCCAAAUGCAGACAUAACAUAACGAGUUUUAUUUUUUGAAAGGAAAAUCGUGCAACGGAACUAAGAUUGUUUUAAUGUCAGUUUAUUGCUGUUAAUUAUUUAGAUGAAAUUAAAUCUCAAAUAUAAUCAAUUGAAGCGUUGAGAUCUUUCCAGACCUUCUUUCCUGACUGCAUUUCGUUUUCUUUCUACGAAGCUAUCGAGCUUAGUUCGGUUUCUAUUGUUCUCAAUGAUCUGAACAUGUUUUUUUCCCUCUAUUUAAAUAUUUUUUGUUUACGAAAAAAUGACUUUCAGAAACCGGCGUCAAAGCAUUGUCAUCUGUGCAGUUUCUCUCUGCAUAAUUUAUUUUACUUUAAACAAGCCACGGAAACCUCCGCUGUCUGGCGAAACACUGUACAAUUACAUUCGAUUGAAUGUAAACUCCUUAAAGUAGUGCGACAAAAACGUAUUACAAUAAUGCGAGUAGGGUUUGUUUGUUAGUCAUGCAGGGGUACAAACGCUGUGACUAAAUUGACUUAGCUGGAAUACGGUUUCUAUUGGCUGUUGUGACAAUUCUCUUGUGUGUUUCACGACCGAUCGUAGCGCGGCGUUGUUAGCUCGGUCAACCUCGCUUUCCAAUUUAUUUUAAUAAUGAUACGUUUUGUGAAGAGUGGUUGCAUCCGCGGAUAUGUUCGUUACAGACGCAAAAAACUUGCGGUUGUCGCAAUUUUAGUCACUGGCCUGUUUCUGCUUGUAAAUUUCGAAAGUGGUAGUGAGAGAAUUUCCCGACAGGAACAACUAUCAGCAGUUAGAAUAACGAGUGCUGAGGAUGUGAAGGAUAAAUCAAAUGGAAACCGCGACUUCGGCCGUAGAAAUUUACCUUUAAACUAUGACGACAUAAAAGUUGACCACGUUUCAGAUACUGCGCGCGAAACUACCAAAAAAAAGAUGCACGCUUGUCCAAAAAUCAUAGAGAAGCCGAGAUUUCGCGAGAUUGUCCAUGGAGUAUUGGUGUACUCGCUUUGGUUUGAUGAUCGAAAAUCUCAGCAUUUUAUACGAAUUUUGUUGAUUUCCUCGAAGAAAAGAACUCCAUCGGUAACUUGUCUUUUUCAAAACGAUUUAACGCAAAAGACUAUUGCGGUUGAGGCCUCGUUCUAUGAGCACAACGAAAAUUACCAACGGCGUUUUGGAGGCUUUAUAGCCUCCUGUGUUGUUCCAAAAACUCUUAACAGCGUUCCAUGCUCAAUGAAUAUUUCCGUCACCUUAACCGCUCAACUGGGCGAGAGUAACGCGAUGGUCUUUCCAGUUGGUUCUAUAGAUCAACUAAGCGGUGGUCAAGAGAGCAGAAUUCAAAAGAGAUACGGCAUUUGUAUCCCUCCCGUCUACGGUGACAUUUUUGUUGGAAAAAUAAUUGAGUUUUUAGAACUCAUGCAGAUUUUGGGCGCUUCACAUUUUACAUUUUAUGAUUUAUCAAUUUCCGAGAGUGUGCGAAACGUCUUAAAGUAUUACGAAGAUCUAGGUUUAGUGAGUGUUUUUCCGUGGAAUUUACCCUCGUAUAUUGGAAAGGACGAUUUGCACUAUUUUGGUCAACCAUUGGCUAUAUGGGACUGCUUGUUCCGUUCCAUGAGUCAUCAUGACUUUGUUGCGUUUCAUGACUUGGAUGAGUUCAUUGUACCCCUUCGCCAUGAGAACAUAACCUCAUUGCUAGAGUAUAUUCAUGAGGAACAACAUUGCGGUCAUUGCUUUGAAAGCGUUCUUUUUGAUACGACAUCAGAAGGGCACAGUUCUCGUUUAAUAACCCAGAGUGUUUUCCACCGAACAAGUCAAGUGACUCCAUAUUGGACCAAGUGCAUCGUCGAUCCUCGGAGAAUUUUCGAGCAAGGAAUACAUCACAUUAGCAAACCCAUCGAAGAGUUUUACCUUGCAGAUAAAGUGAACUGGAAUUUGGCGCGUAUUUUUCAUUAUAGAAAAUGCCAGGAUCCCAAUGCCUUGUUUCAGCCAAGAUGUUCCGCUUUCACAGUCGACAAAACCAUGCAGAGAUUUGGAGAAAAACUA